AACAGUCACGUGUGGGGAGUCAGUUGAGCUCGUUUUUUCGUUCCUGCGGUGAGAGACCCUUGUUUGUUCAUUUUGUUUUGGUUUCUACUUCAUUCUUUCCCCCGAAUCCCCUUCUUAAUCAGAUCAAAUAUUUUAAUUUAAGCAUGAGUGACAACGAUGACAUCGAAGUCGACAGUGAUGAAGAACAACCAGGAUUUCAUUCCGUGGCAGACAAAAGAGCACACCAUAACGCACUGGAGCGCAAGCGUAGGGACCACAUCAAAGACAGCUUUCACAGUUUAAGGGAUUCAGUCCCUGCAUUGCAGGGGGAAAAGGACAGCGAAGUCGGCACAGCCCCACUGAUCGAGUCAAAUAGACAGCAAUCUAUCAAACAGGCAUCCCGUGCUCAAAUCCUAGACAAAGCCACAGAGUACAUCCAGUAUAUGAGAAGGAAAAACCACACGCACCAGCAGGACAUAGACGACCUCAAGAGACAAAACGCCCUGCUGGAGCAACAAGUGCGUGCACUGGAAAAGGCGAAGGGAAACACCCAACUACAGGCUAACUACUCGUCAUCUGACAGCAGCUUGUACACCAACCCCAAGGGCAGCGCGGUCUCUGCCUUCGAUGGAGGGUCUGAUUCGAGCUCAGAGUCAGAGCCAGAGGAACCCCAAACCAGAAAGAAACCAAGAGUGGAGGCCAAUCAGAACCACGCAGCACGGCAAUAAACUGCUGUGCUUUUACUAGAAACUCCAUGUAUGACUUCUGUUUCAGUUUGUAUUUUACACCCUUCAUGCUGUUUGUCAAGAGAAAGGAAGUCUUUUGCUGGCCCAGCUUUUUCGUUUGUCAGCACCACCUACAAAAAAAAAAAUACAUACAAUGUGGCAGCUUUAUUAUUGAAAGACUUGAUGAUGCACUUUGAUUCUUGCAGUAGUUUUAGUAGCUGUCACAUUCAGUGGAGAGCAGCUUAACUAUGGAAAGUGUUGCAGAUCAAUAGGAAGAAAAGAUGUAUUCAUGAAGUAUGUGAGGUUAUGCAUAUCCCCCUCCCACCUCUUAAGGAUUUGUCGGUUUACCUUUUUUAAUAUUUGUAUUUUUCCACUUAAUGUGACAAAAAAAAAAGUUAAGCACCCUGAGAUUUUAGGUGCUGAAAAGUUCUAAAUAUAAAUUAAGAACCCAAUGGUAAACAUACGCUUUAACUUAUUUAUCUUAGCUCGAGCUGCUGAUUAAUUAAAUGGCUGUAUUAUUUUUAGGCGUUUCCGAAGCAUCGAUCAGAUUUUUAUUUGUUUGUUUUUUUUACAAGUUCACUAAGAUCAGCUGUUUUUGUAUUUUGUAGUAUUCUGAAAAACAAAAAACUAUGGGAAGAUAUUUAAAUACCAGGCUCCCCAGAUAUAUACUCAGCUACAUACUGAAUGUCUCAUUCAUGCUGUACAGGUGAAGGUAGUGCUCUUUUUUUCUUUUUAAAAGGAAGACUUUUUUUGUCCAUGUUAGUGUGUUGUGCAUUACACUGUAUUAAAUCUAGACAAUUUAAAUUUAAAAAAAAAAAAAAAAAAAAAGCUGCCUCUAGAAGCAUUGUGGCUGACAAGGGGUGUAUGUAUAUGUUUUGUGUCGUCUUCCUUUUUUCAUUAUUAGAACUUUAAUUAGUGUGUACUAAAUAGAUAUUUGUUCACGUUUGAUUCCAUUCCAUGGAAAUUACAGGUAUGUUGUACAUACUGCCAACAAUUGUCUUGCAAGUUGAGGCUUACCUUUACUGAGACUAUAAAUAAAACUAUUUUAUCCUUUAAA
Molecule: messenger RNA, 1761 nt
Organism: Polyodon spathula (Mississippi paddlefish)
Lineage: Eukaryota; Metazoa; Chordata; Actinopteri; Acipenseriformes; Polyodontidae
Product: protein max
Exons: 6
Coding region: 144-707 (187 amino acids)
Biological process (GO): positive regulation of transcription by RNA polymerase II
Cellular component (GO): RNA polymerase II transcription regulator complex
Molecular function (GO): DNA-binding transcription factor activity; protein dimerization activity
Source: RefSeq, a predicted model, not a curated record